AUGAGACAAGAGAUUGAAGCAUUAGAGGAAAAUCAGACUUGGACUAUUGAAACUUUACCGAAAGGAAAAAAGGCUAUUGGAAGCAAAUGGGUUUAUAAGUUAAAGUUUCAUGCUGAUGGUACUCUUGAACGCUAUAAGGCACGUUUAGUUGUUCUUGGUAAUAAUCAGAUCGAAGGUGAGAACUUUAACGAGACUUUUGCUCCUGUUGCAAAAAUGACAUCGAUUCGUUCAUUUCUUCAAGUUGCGGUUUCUCGUAAUUGGGAGAUUCAUCAAAUGGAUGUUCAUAAUGCAUUUUUACAUGGAGACUUGGAGGAAGAAGUCUACAUGCGUUUACCAUCAGGUUUUAGAGGUUCCAAUAAAUCUAAAGUAUGCCGACUACGCAAGUCAUUGUAUGGCUUACGUCAAGCUCCGCGUUGUUGGUUUGCGAAGCUAUCUACGGCGUUAAAAGAGUAUGGUUUUACUCAAUCUAUUUCCGAUUACUCACUGUUCACGAAGGAAACUAGUUCAUCACGGCUUCAUGUCCUCGUUUAUGUUGAUGACCUUAUUAUUUCUGGAAGUUCUUUAGCAGUGAUCUCAGAAUUUAAGGAAUAUUUGAGCUCUUGUUUCCACAUGAAGGACUUAGGUAUUCUUAUAUACUUUCUGGGUUUAGAAGUUGCUCGUAGUCCUACUGGUAUCUAUCUUUCUCAAAGAAAGUAUGUGUUAGAUAUCCUUACUGAAACUGGGAUGCUUAUGGCAAAACCUUUAGCUUUUCCGAUGGAUCAAAACCAUCGCUUAGCCUUGGCAGAUCGCCCUACUAUCGAUGAUCCCACUGCUUAUAGACGUCUGGUUGGGCGGUUUAUUUACCUCGGAGUCACUAGACCUGAUCUCGCCUAUUCAGUUCAUAUACUUAGUCAGUUCAUGGAGGCUCCAAAACAAGCUCAUUGGGAUGCAGCUCUCCGUGUAGUUUGGUACUUAAAAGGUACUCCUGGCCAAGGUAUACUUCUACGAUCGGAUUCGCCCUUAUCUUUGAUUGCUUGGUGUGACUCAGACCACGGAGGUUGUCCUCGCACUCGUCGCUCUCUCACCGGUUGGUUUAUUCAGUUAGGCCAAUCCCCCAUUUCUUGGAAGACACAAAAACAGAGAGUUGUUUCUCUUUCAUCGGCAGAAGCAGAAUAUCGUUGUCUUUCGGAAACAGUUAAGGAGAUUUUGUGGUUAAAAGAGUUGUUACUUGAUCUCGGUGUUACACAUACAGGUCCUAUUCCGGUUUACUGUGAUAGUCUUGCUGCCAUUCAUCUUGCAGCUAAUCCAGUCUUUCAUGAAAGAACAAAACAUAUUGAAAAGAAUUGCCAUUUCAUUAGAGAUGAGAUAGUCCAAGGCACCAUCGUCACCCACCAUGUUCCUACACAAAAUCAGCUAGCUGACAUUUUUACUAAAGCUCUUGGACGAAAAGAGUUUACUUCGUUUCUUGGCAAGAAAACGGAGGUCGCGGAGAUGAAGAGCUUGCACGACGGCGAUGGAAACCAAGUCGUCUUCGAGAAGACGGAGAAAACGAUGUGUGGUGGCAGUGGGUGGACUCUCCAUUUAGCAGCGCCUGCCUUGCCGCAACGUUCUUCAGUGGCGGAGCCUUCAUCGUCGGGGCGAAUCAAGACGGCUGAGACGACAACGGUCGUGGUGAGUGGAGGAGGCAGCAUCGGCUGCGAGGCGACGGAGAUUGAGGCGGCGAGGCGGCGUUAG
Molecule: messenger RNA, 1713 nt
Organism: Microthlaspi erraticum
Lineage: Eukaryota; Viridiplantae; Streptophyta; Magnoliopsida; Brassicales; Brassicaceae
Source: the annotation of a GenBank genome assembly